CAACUGCCAACGUCAACAGCCUGCAACUUUGUCGUUUCUUUCGCUUCUUUCCACAAACUUCAUACGCACCUUUUCUCCUCUUCUCGGAUACAGUACAAAUCUUCAACUCCCGACGUUGAUAGAAACCCUGUCCUCCAAACGAGACAUGCGGCGCUUCCCCCGUCAACCGUCGAUAUAAACGUCAUCAUCCUUCCACCCCAUCCUCGUCCCGCCGUCGCAAACCCCGAUGCGCUCCACGCUCCACCGUCUCUCGCAGCAUGUCUCACCGCAUCGAACCCCCUUCGCCAUCGCCACCCUAAUCGUCCUCUCCGCCUUUUCUGCCCUCGCGACGCCGACUCGCCAUUCGCUCUUCAUCUCCGCCCUCUCCUGGGCCCUGGUGUGCGCAGUAUACAUCUCGCAGGCGGGACUGGGGUGGCGGUCGCAGGAUGGCGGUGGAAAGAGCCGGAGGUUCGCGGGAGUGGCCGGGGGUUUGUUUGCGUUGUCGGGCGUAUGUGAAGCGACGUCAAGGGAUGCGGAGGCUUUGUGGUGGACGAAGUCUCUCCUCCCCAUGAUUGUAUAUUUGGCCUACGCGCUGGACAUCAAACUGGACGCUUCCCUGGCCCAUGUCGAUACCGGAUCCAAACCAGAUGGAAAUAUUUCGAGGACCCCUCCAGCGCUGCUGAUCACCGCGACGGUUUCCGCUCUCAUCGCACUGAGCGGUCGGUAUACUCUCCCUUCGUCCACGGCACUGGGUUUGUGCGGCGCGUUGCUGCAAGGAUGUUCAUUCGUCUUGCUGGAUAUGGCGAUCAAGAGUGCGGAUAUCGAUUUCUAUGACAUGGGUGGAUUCGUCAUGGCGAAUGGGUCCCGUCGAGCUCUGAAUGCAGGCAAAGAAGGCAUUUCAUACAAAGGAGUCUGCCGCGAUGUUGCCGGGGCGAUCGCAUUCAUUUCUGCGCUCGCGGCCGCAUCGUUUGAAAGUUUUCGGCUGGACAACGGAGUGAGCGUGUUGCGGUAUUGGAAGUUCGGCUGGCGUUUAUCAGAAGCGCAUGAGAACUGGGACACGAGAUCGGUUCCCUUUCUCGUGUUGACAGAUGUUGUCCGGAAUCUUCUGGUUCUAUAUAUGGUCCAAAGACGCGGUCCCCUAUCGUUGAGCUUCUAUGUCUUGUUUGCGAUUGUUGUCGCAUUCUUGCUCACAGGAAUUACUCUCACCAGCGGUUGGUUUGCAGUCCUGUUCUCAUUCACAUCAAUGCUCUUUUUCAAAGAGCCUCAUCCGAUGAUGCCGUCGGUCGCCAUGCCACCACACAUGCGGAGCAUCAAACGAGCGGUGAUCCUUGUGUCCAUCAUUUCAUUCGUGUUCUGGACAGUAAGAUUUUUGCCGGACUCUCCUCACCCGGCCUACACGGGCCUGGGCCUAUUUGGCCCUCCCGCUGAAAUGGCACCCAGGGAGCUCGGAUCAAUGACCACACAUCCCAUCGAGCAAUUAAUGGACGAUGCACAGGACCAGUUCCAGGCAAUUCUGGUGGGACAGUCAGAAACGCUUGAACAAGUAGUCGCAGAGUACCGGAGAAGAUACAAAAUGCACCCCCCUCCUAAUUUCGACCGUUGGUAUGAAUUUGCGAAGCGACACGAUGUUCAAUUGGUGGACGAGUUCGACAACAUAUACGACGCACUCCUUCCGUUCUGGGCCCUUCCACCGUCCGUUAUCCGGAACCGAACGGCCGAGGCCCUUGGCUACGAGGGGAACGCUCUAAUCCACGUGGCGAUCCGUAAGGGAUACGUAGUGAAGAUCACAGGCGGUGAAGCUUGGUUUCGAGGGGCACUGUUGGGCAUGUUAAAGGAUAUCGUCGAGUUCGUUCCCGACAUGGACUUGGCGUUGAACAUCCACGACGAACCACGCGUGAUCAUCGCGCACGACGAACUCAGCCAGAUGGUCGAGUUCGCGAAGUCGAAAGCUAUCCCGCAAGCCUUCCAGACCAAAGAACCGGUCAAGAGGUUUUCUCCGCGUCCCGCCAACCUGGGCGACGGUCGACGGAUCAAGCCCGUCACGACCAGCCGCUUCAACCACUUCGCGCACCAAGACACCUGGACGCACAGCCGACUCUCCUGUCCGCCCGACAGCCCCGCACGCUCCUUCCACGAGACCACCGACAACCUCACCGCCUGGGCCGUCACCCCCCUCGGCUUAAUCUAUAACCACACGGCAUUCAGCGACAUCUGUAACUCCCCCUCUUUCGCCUCCACGCACGGCUUCUUCCAGCGCCCCAACGCCUUCAACCUCAUCAUGGACCUCGUCCCCAUCUUCUCCCAGUCCAAGGUCUCCUCCUUCAGCGAUAUCGUCUACCCCUCCCCCUGGUACUGGGCCGACCACACCCCCUACAACCCCGCCGCCGACAUCCCCUGGGCCCAGAAAAACCACACCCUCUACUGGCGCGGCUCCUCCACCGGCGGCUUCUCCCGCGACGGCGGCUGGCGCCGCCAACACCGCCAACGUCUCGUCCGCAUCCUCAACGCCCCCUCCAACGCCACCGUCCUCCUUUCCCAACCUCAACCACCUCCUUACACCAGCCACCCCGACAUCUUCCGUCCCACUAACCUCCCCCCCACCGACAUCGCCCCCCACAUCAACGUCCACUUCACCGGCCUCGGCCAAUGCGACGCGGGCGACUGCGCGGCACAGCGCGAGUUCUUCCACAUCGACCCGCCCGCGCGGUUCGAGGAGGCAUACCACGCGCGCCACCUGCUCGACAUGGACGGCAACGCGUUCAGCGGGCGGUUCUACGCGUUCCUGCGCUCGCACAGCGCGGUGCUGAAGAUGGCGGUGUUUCGGGAGUGGCACGACGUGUGGGUGCGGCCGUGGGUGCAUUUCGUGCCGGUGAGUUUGCGGGGGGGAGAGGUGAUGGAGGUGGUGCGGUGGAUGAGGGGGGAGGAUGGGAAAAUGAGAGAGAUGGCGGAGGAAGGGCGGGAGUGGGCGGGGAAGGCGCUUAGGAGGAGGGAUAUGGAGGCGUGGUUGUUGAGAUUGUUGUUGGAGUAUGGGCGGUUGGUGGAUGAGGAGCGGGGGAGGAUUGGGUUU
Messenger RNA from Eremomyces bilateralis CBS 781.70, 3046 nucleotides. RefSeq lists its product as uncharacterized. NCBI's taxonomy places the organism in Eukaryota, Fungi, Ascomycota, Dothideomycetes, Eremomycetales, Eremomycetaceae. The record is from RefSeq and is a predicted model, not a curated record. The annotation marks the transcript as partial. The transcript has 3 exons.